Messenger RNA from Microtus oregoni (creeping vole), 675 nucleotides. It is a transcript of the gene Mustn1, whose product is annotated as musculoskeletal, embryonic nuclear protein 1. The record is from RefSeq and is a predicted model, not a curated record. Gene Ontology annotation, cellular component: nucleus. Gene Ontology annotation, biological process: chondrocyte proliferation; tissue regeneration; chondrocyte differentiation. The coding region runs from base 330 to 578 and encodes 82 amino acids. NCBI's taxonomy places the organism in Eukaryota, Metazoa, Chordata, Mammalia, Rodentia, Cricetidae. The transcript is spliced from 3 exons.
ACACACAUUCCAGGGUUCACAUUCAUAAACACAGCCUGGACUUGGUGCCAGCACCUCCCACCUGCAAGAGAGCAGCUGUUCCCAAAGGCACGGGGUACCCCCAGCUGUCUAUUUUUCGCCAGGACUGCUGCCCAUCAUCUCCGAGAAUAAACACCAGCUAGUAGCUGCAUGGAUCUGAAUCAUGUGGGAGCUUCCAAAGGAGGGGAGUGACUGCCCAGGACACACAAGCAGGCUAUAUAAGUUCCAGAAGGUUGGACUUCACACAGAUCUCUUCCUGUGGCUACUCCCUGCCAGAGACUUACCUACAGAGAACUUACUUGGCAUCUACCAUGUCUGAGGUUGGCACUGCUGAAGCCCCCAUCAAGAAGAAGCGUCCCCCUGUGAAGGAAGAAGACCUGAAGGGGGCUCGCGGGAACCUGGCCAAGAACCAAGAGAUCAAGUCUAAGACAUACCAGGUCAUGCGGGACUGUGAGCAAGCUGGCUCAGCUGCCCCGUCGGUAUUCAGCCGCAACCGCACAGGCACCGAGACAGUCUUCGAGAAGCCCAAAGAAGGACCUACCAAGAGCGUCUUUGGCUGAUAAGUUCACACUUCGCCACUCCAAACACCUGGACACAGGAGCCUUUCCCACGAGCUAUCUGUCUGUCUAUCUAUCUAUCUAUCUAUCUAUCUAUCAU